GUUGUUGGAUUGGCAGCAAAACAAAGUAGAAUAAGAAAUAUUUCAAAUACAGUAAUGAAAGUAAAGCAGAUCCUUGGCAGAAGCCAGAAAUGCGGUCCUUGGACCUGGCUUCUCAGCAAUUAGCCCUGAGAGGGAAGAAUCGGCUGGCUCCUGGAGAUAGACCGGAGCACACAGAGCUCCCCCACCUUCAGAUCGGCACCUUGCUGCCCAGGAGCCUCCUCCAGCUAGCCUUCUCCCAGUCCGCUAUGGCCACUUCCGGAAGCAGUGCGGGCAUCCGGUGGUCCAGACAGGAGACCCGAACGCUUCUCUCCAUACUAGGCGAGGCUGAGUAUAUUCAGCGCCUCCAGACCGUGCAUCACAAUGCAGACGUCUAUCAGGCUGUGUCUAAGCGGAUGCAGCAGGAAGGCUUCCGUCGCACCGAGCGUCAGUGCCGCUCCAAGUUUAAAGUCCUGAAGGCAUUAUAUUUAAAGGCUUAUGUGGCCCAUGCCACAAGUAUGGGUGAUCCACCACACUGUCCGUUUUAUGAUACGUUGGAUCAGCUUCUCCGAAAUCAGAUAGUGACUGACCCAGACCCAGACAACUUAAUGGAGGAGGCUGCUUGGCCCAAACACUGUGAUCAGAACUUAACAGCCUCUGACACCCCAGGACAAGAGGGAACCAGCAUUCUGGGAGCAAAACGGACUCAGGCAGCAGAUCAUUCACCUGCCUUGCAAACAGUUAAGGAAUCAGAUGAGGAUUGUCAACUGAGAAACAGUGACCAGAUGCAAGAAGCCAGUGACCUUGAGGACUCCUGGGAUGAAUCCUCGGGUGCAGGGUGCUCUCAAGGGACCCCCAGCUACAGCAGCUCCCACCACCUUUUCAGAGGUGCAGUUGCUCCCUGUCAGAGCAGCCCCAUGACCAGACUGGGUGUGUCCGGUGAGCCCAGUCCCUGCACCAGCACCGGCCGAAACACUCCUGGGGUGGCCUCUGCACCGCAACCUCCAGUCUCCUCCAGAGUUCCUUUUGUUUCUGGAGGGAACAGGCCUUUGAACAGUGAGCCCCCUCCCAGGUGGGCAAGGCGCAGAAGGCGGUCAGUGGCCAGGACUAUCGCAGCCGAAUUGGCAGAAAACAGGAGGUUGGCACGCGAACUCUCAAAGCGGGAGGAAGAGAAAUUGGACAGGCUGAUUGCCAUUGGCGAGGUGGCCAGUGCUCAGCAGGACAUUGCCAACGAGCUCCGCAGGGAUGCCGUGGUCGCGGUCAGACGCUUGGCCACAGCAGUGGAAGAGGCAACUGGUGCUUUUCAGCUCGGGCUUGAAAAGUUGCUUCAGAGGUUAAUUUCAAAUACCAAAAGUUAGGAACUGAUCCCACAAGGGUGUGUUGCCUGGACUGGCAGAGGCCCGGGCCUCCUGGUGCCCUGGCUCCUUGUUUGUGUCCCUGGAAAAAGAAGUGGAUGGGCCAUUCAUAUGCAGAGUGAUAGGAAUUUACGUGCUAGCUGCUUCUCCCAAGCAUCUCCACUAGUUGAAAGACCUUUCAGAAAUGGGAGUGUUGGCCUGGUGGAAAACGGAGCCGAGUCCAGAGAGCUAGUUCGCCCUCGCUUUGUCACUGAUGUAAGACAGUCCAGUUCACCUCUACACCAGUUUCCUCAGCUGAAUGGGGGCAACCUGCCUACCUCACAGGGUUGUUGUGAGGACCACAUGGUUAACAGAUGUGAAAAGGUUUAAAAGUUUAAAAGCACUAUACUCAUGUAAGUUAUUAGCGCAUCUGACCUUGGCCAAGGAAAGGCCAGGGUGAGGCACAGUAGUUGACAGUAUAGGAUUAGGGUUGUGUAUCAUGACCUCAUUGCUUGAAUCUUGACUAGUUUAACUUGACUGCUUCCUGGAGUUCACAGUCUUCAUUUGUUUAAGGCCCUCUGUAGCUUACUAGGCAUAGACACAACACGUGUUGGUGCCUCUGUCCCUUAGUUUACAGUGCUGUGUCCGUAACAUACACACUCAGUAGUCAGUCCAUCUUUCCCUCUGUUUUACUAGCUCUUAGUCUCUUAUCACUGUAAGGAUAUAAGUCAGUAACUGGCAGGGAUCCACACGCGUGCGUCAUGGUUCACAUUGAUGAUCUUUGAUGUAAUGAGAAACUGGCUGUCUUAUAAAACAUUCCAUGUAAGUAAAUUCUUUGCAUUCCA
Molecule: messenger RNA, 2155 nt
Organism: Camelus dromedarius (Arabian camel)
Lineage: Eukaryota; Metazoa; Chordata; Mammalia; Artiodactyla; Camelidae
Gene: MSANTD7
Product: Myb/SANT DNA binding domain containing 7
Exons: 3
Coding region: 90-1334 (414 amino acids)
Source: RefSeq, a predicted model, not a curated record